AUGAAUAUCAUUUUUAGUAGUAUAAUUCUCACAACCUUACUGACGAGACAUAUAUAUAUAUAUAUAAACACAUACGAGUACAAGGUUUGCAUUGCAUGCAUCCAAUUCAAACAUUCUAAAAUUACCAAUAUGCUUCCUAUUAUAGAGCUUGUUAUUACUUCCAAUCUAAUAUUAUUAUUGUUCUUCUUCUCUCAAUUAUCCACCGCAAUCGAUACAAUCACCCAAUUUCAAUCUCUUAACGAUGAUGGCACCACUUUGGUUUCUAAUGAUGGAACUUUUGAGUUAGGCUUCUUUAGACCAGGUAGUUCCACAAAUGGUUAUGUGGGAAUAUGGUACAAAAACAUCCCAAAAAGAAGAAUAGUUUGGGUUGCAAACCGUGAUAAUCCAAUCAAAGGCAACAAUUCCAACUCAACCAUGUUGGUUAUAAGCAAAGAGGGAAACCUUGUACUACUUACCAACAACAAUCAAACUCUUGUUUGGUCAACAAACAUCACAACACAAUUAUUGUCUAAUACAAGUUCUCAUGUGGCUCAACUAUUAGACAAUGGAAACUUUGUAAUCAAAGACAAAUACAAUAGUGAUCAACAAAGCAAAAAUUUCAUAUGGCAAGGUUUUGACUUUCCUUGUGAUACUAUGAUGCCAGAAAUGAAGCUCGGAUGGGACCUAAAAACCGGUCUCAAUCGUCAAUUAACCUCUUGGAAAAAUUGGGAUGAUCCGUCUUCAGGAGAUUUAACUUGGGGUAUUGUUCUUAGUAGUAAUCCAGAAACUGUAUUGAAAAAAGGAUCAAUUGAAAUUUAUAGAAGUGGUCCUUGGAAUGGAGUUGAUUUUAGUGGAUAUCCAGCACUCACUGUUACCCAAAUUGUUGAUAAAAAAGUUGUAAACAAUUCGAAUGAAGUUUAUUACAAAUACAGUCUUGUGAACAAGAGUACGAUUUCAAUAUUGUAUUUGAACCAAACACUUUUUCGUCGUCAACGCCUUACAUGGAUUCUAGAAGAAAAUACUUGGAGGGUUUAUGAUUCUGUGCCAAGAGAUGAUUGUGAUUACUAUAAUCCUUGUGGACCUUAUGGAAAUUGUAUUCCUAACAACUCUCCAAUUUGUCAAUGUUUAGAUGGGUUUGAGCCUAAAUCGUUGGAAAGUUGGAAUUCAUAUAAUUGGACACAAGGAUGUGUGCGGAAAGGCAAAGAAACUUCAAGUUGUGGGGUGAAUGAUGGUUUUGGAAGAUUUUCUGGAUUGAAAUUGCCGGCAACAACACAUACUUGGGUUGAUGCAAAUAUGACACUUGAGAAUUGUAAGAACAAAUGCUUUGAAAAUUGUUCUUGCACAGCUUAUUCAAACUUGGAUGUGAGAGGAGAUGGUAGUGGUUGUUCUAUAUGGUUUGGUGAUCUUAUCGGUUUGAAACAAGUUUCAUCGGUCCAACAAGAUCUAUAUGUUCGAAUGGAUGCUUCAAACGUAGACUCAAAUGGAGAUAUUUCUGGUUGGCAUGAUAAGAAAAGUCAUACUUUGGCAAUUGCAAUCACUAUUCCGUUGAUCAUUGUUUUGCUGCUCAUGCUCAUAGUCUUCUACGUUCACAAGAGAAAAACAAAGCAAAGAGCCAAAAAUGAAGAUGAAGAUGGACGAUAUUUGGAGCUUCCUUUCUUCAAGCUUUCUACAAUAAUUGAUGCCACCAAUGACUUCUCAAAUGAUAACAAGCUUGGAGAAGGUGGUUUUGGGCCGGUAUAUAAGGGUAUACUAGCCCCAGAGAGACAAGUUAUUGCCGUCAAAAGACUUUCAGGAAGUUCAAAACAAGGAACAAAAGAAUUUAAAAAUGAAGUUAUAUUAUGUGCAAAGCUUCAACAUCGAAAUCUUGUCAAGGUUCUUGGUUGUUGUAUUCAAGGAAAAGAGAGAAUGCUUAUCUAUGAAUAUAUGCCCAACAAAAGCUUAGAUUCAUUUCUUUUUGAUUCUGCUCAAAAGAAACUUUUAGAUUGGUCCACGCGCUUUAAUAUCAUAUGUGGAAUUGCUCGUGGACUUCUUUAUCUUCAUCAAGAUUCUAGAUUGAGGAUUAUACACAGAGAUCUAAAACCAAGUAAUAUUUUGUUAGACAGUGAUAUGAAUCCGAAAAUUUCAGAUUUUGGCUUGGCAAAAAUUUGUGGGGAUGAACAAGUUGAAGGGAAUACAAACAAAGUAGUCGGGACACAUGGUUAUAUGGCUCCUGAGUAUGCCAUUGACGGAGUAUUCUCUAUAAAAUCAGAUGUAUUUAGUUUUGGAAUAUUAUUGCUAGAGAUUGUGAGUGGAAGGAAAAAUAAAGGAAUUAGCUAUCCAAGAAACAAUGACAAUCUUGUUGGAAAUGCUUGGAGAUUGUGGAAAGAAGGUAACUCAAAAGAAUUGGUUGAUGAUUGUUUCGGGGAAUCUUAUAUUGUAUCCGAAGCUUUACGUUGCAUACAAGUUGGUCUUUUAUGUCUACAACAACAUCCAAGUGAUAGACCUAAUAUGGUAUCGGUGCUUGCUAUGUUGACGAAUGAAACCAAUUUAACUCAACCAAAGGAACCAGGUUUCAUAAUAAAAAGGGUAAUCAAAGAAGGAGAAUCUACAUUAGAAAAUGUAAUGUCUUCCUCAAUCAAUGAAGUCACUAUUUCGUUGGAUGCUAGAGUUUGCAUUGCAUGCAUCCAAUUCAAACAUUCUAAAAUUACCAAUAUGCUUCUUAUUAUAGAGCUUGUUAUUACUUCCAAUCUAAUAUUAUUGUUCUUCUUCUCUCAAUUAUCCACCGCAAUUGAUACAAUCACCCAAUUUCAAUCUCUUAACGAUGAUGGCACCACUUUGGUUUCUAAUGAUGGAACUUUUGAGUUAGGCUUCUUUAGACCAGGUAGUUCCACAAAUCGCUAUGUUGGAUUAUGGUACAAAAACAUCCCAAAUAGAAGAAUAGUUUGGGUUGCAAACCGUGAUAAUCCAAUCAAAGACAACAAGUCCAACUCAACCAUGUUGGUUAUAAGCAAAGAGGGAAACCUUGUGCUACUUACCAACAACAAUCAAACUCUUGUUUGGUCAACAAACAUCACAACACAAUUAUUGUCUAAUACAAGUUCUCAUGUGGCUCAACUAUUAGACAAUGGAAACUUUGUAAUCAAAGACAAAUACAAUAGUGAUCAACAAAGCAAAAAUUUCAUAUGGCAAGGUUUUGACUUUCCUUGUGAUACUAUGAUGCCAGAAAUGAAGCUAGGAUGGGACCUAAAAACCGGUCUCAAUCGUCAAUUAACCUCUUGGAAAAAUUGGGAUGAUCCGUCUUCAGGAGAUUUAACUUGGGGUAUUGUUCUUAGUAGUAAUCCAGACACUGUAUUGAAAAAAGGAUCAAUUGAAAUUUAUAGAAGUGGUCCUUGGAAUGGAGUUUAUUUUAGUGGAUAUCCAGCACUCACUGUUACCGAAAUUGUUGAUAAAAAAUUUGUAAACAAUUCGAAUGAAGUUUAUUACAAAUAUAGUCUUGUGAACAAGAGUACGAUUUCAAUAUUGUAUUUGAACCAAACACUUUUUCGUCGUCAACGCCUUACAUGGAUUCCAGAAGAAAAUACUUGGAGGGUUUAUGAUUCUGUGCCAAGAGAUGAUUGUGAUUACUAUAAUCCUUGUGGACCUUAUGGAAAUUGUAUUCCUAACAACUCUCCAAUUUGUCAAUGUUUAGAUGGGUUUGAGCCUAAAUCGUUGGAAAGUUGGAAUUCAUAUAAUUGGACACAAGGAUGUGUGCGCAAAGGCAAAGAAACUUCAAGUUGUGGGGUGAAUGAUGGUUUUGGAAGAUUUUCUGGAUUGAAAUUGCCGGCAACAACACAUACUUGGGUUGAUGCAAAUAUGACACUUGAGAAUUGUAAGAACAAAUGCUUUGAAAAUUGUUCUUGCACAGCUUAUUCAAACUUGGAUGUGAGAGGAGAUGGUAGUGGUUGUUCUAUAUGGUUUGGUGAUCUUAUCGAUUUGAAACAAGUUUCAUCGGUCCAACAAGAUCUAUAUGUUCGAAUGGAUGCUUCAAACAUAGAUUCAAAUGGAGAUAUUUCUGGUGGGCAUAAGACAAGUCAUACUUUGACAAAUGCAAUUACUCUUCCAUUGGUCUUUGUUUUGCUACUCACGAUCAUAGUCUUCUACAUUUGCAAAAAAAGAAAGCAAAGAGAUAAAUCAAAAGACAUCACUUUAGCCGAAGCGGAAGAUGAGGAUCUACAAGAUUUUGACCUACCAUUCUUCAAUUUUUCUACGAUGAUUAGUGCCACAAAAAACUUCUCAAAUAAUAACAAACUUGGAGAAGGUGGGUUUGGACCAGUAUAUAAGGGUACCCUUACUACAAAUGGGCAAGAAAUUGCCAUCAAAAGGCUUUCAGGAUGUUCAAGACAAGGAUCAAAAGAAUUUAAAAAUGAAGUUAUAUUAUGUGCAAAACUUCAACACCGAAAUCUAGUUAAGGUUCUUGGUUGUUGCAUUCAAGGAGAAGAGAGAAUGCUUGUCUAUGAAUAUAUGCCCAAUAAAAGUUUAGAUUCAUUUCUUUUUGAUCCAGCCCAAAAGAAACUUCUAGAUUGGAGCACGCGUUUCAACAUCAUAUGCGGAGUUGCUCGUGGACUUAUUUAUCUUCAUCAAGAUUCUAGAUUGAGGAUCAUACAUAGAGAUCUAAAACCAAGUAAUAUUUUAUUAGACAAUAAUAUGAAUCCAAAAAUAUCGGAUUUUGGCUUGGCAAAAAUUUGUGGAGAUGAUCAAGAUGAAGGAAAAACUAAAAGAGUAAUUGGAACACAUGGUUAUAUGGCACCUGAAUAUGCCAUUGACGGACUAUUCUCUACAAAAUCUGAUGUAUUUAGUUUUGGCAUAUUAUUGCUAGAAAUUGUGAGUGGAAAGAAAAAUAGAGGACUUACAUACUCAAGCAACAACCAUAAUCUUGUUGGGCAUGCUUGGAGUUUGUGGAAAGAUGGAAAUUCAAAAGAGCUUAUUGAUGUUUGUUUUGGAGACUCGUAUAUUCUAUUUGAAGCUUUACGAUGCAUACAAGUUGGUCUUUUAUGUGUACAACGUCAUCCUAAUGACAGACCAAAUAUGACAUGUGUGCUUGCAAUGUUGACAAAUGAAACUAUUUUAGCUCAACCAAAUGAACCGGGUUUCAAAAUAAAAAAGAUCUCUAAUGAUGAAGAAUCUACAGCAAAGUCUUGCUCAAUCAAUGAUGUCACUAUUACCUUAUUAGAUGUUAGAUGAAAAAAUUAUUUUAUAUAUUUGUUUAGAUAUUACAAUAUAUUUGUUGAGAUUGCCUUGGAAAAUGAAUGCAGAAAAUCAGAACAGGUUCUGGUCUUUCUCCCUGGUUCCUGCGCCAUGCGCAGAGGGAGGCUGCGCCAUGCGCAAUUGGUUGUUGAAAAGGUUGGGAAUCACUCUGGUGUCUGCGCCAUGCGCAGGUAUGGCUGCGCCAUGCGCAGAUGGAUCUUGGAGUUGGUAGAUCUUUGCUGUAAGCUGCGCCAUGCGCAGCAGUCCUUGUGCCAUGCGCAGCUGCGCAGCCAUAUAUAUACUCUGUUUCGUUUUCUGCAGUUUUUAAGUGGAAUUUUUAGGUCUUUUCAAUAUCAAUCAAGCUAGGGUUCAAAAAGGGUUCUUUUGGGUACACUCUAGGGAUUGGGAACUUAUCUAUUCCAUCUUGUAAUCAUUAUCAUUGAAUCUCUUGGUCACAGGAAGAGAUUCAGGAAAAGGGUAGAAUUUAGGAGAACUCUAAAUUCUUGCAACUCUUGUAUUGAAUCUUUGUAAUCAAGAAGAACAAGUUUGAUAGUGGAACGAAGA
Messenger RNA from Trifolium pratense (red clover), 5745 nucleotides. RefSeq lists its product as uncharacterized. Gene Ontology annotation, biological process: protein phosphorylation; recognition of pollen. The transcript has 14 exons. Gene Ontology annotation, molecular function: protein serine/threonine kinase activity; ATP binding. The record is from RefSeq and is a predicted model, not a curated record. The coding region runs from base 1 to 5178 and encodes 1725 amino acids. Lineage: Eukaryota; Viridiplantae; Streptophyta; Magnoliopsida; Fabales; Fabaceae.